CAAUGUUUACUAAGCUAACUGCAUUCAGUGCCUUUCUGGCCAUAAUUUCCCUGUGUAGGGCCUACCAAAUAUCUACUAGUGUUAUUGAAGGUGUUGCUUCAUAUCUGAAUACACCCACAGCGCCAUUCGUCAAGAUUGGAGAUAGUUAUUACUUUAUUGAAAAUAAGCUUGAUAGAAACUGGUAUGAUGCGUUCGAGGCUUGUCGCCAAAUGAACGCUGACUUGGUGGCAUUUGAAGACCGGAAGGAACAGAAACUGAUAUAUCAUUACCUUGUUGAUAACGAAAUGGAUACGACUUAUUGGACUGCUGGCACCGACUUGGCCGAGCAGGACUCUUUUGUUUGGUUUUCAAAUGGUCAGCCCGUGGCUUCAGAUUUGUGGUGUAAUAAUGAACCAAAUAAUGCUAAAAAUGAGGAGCAUUGCGUUGAAUACAAACCUUUGCACCCGGAAGCGAAAAUGGGAUUGAAUGACAGGGUCUGCACCUUUAAGACAGGUUAUAUUUGCAGGGCGCCGCAGCCCAAAACAGUAUCAUUUAUUGUGUGGUAACUAGAGGUGUUAAGCCUUGACUUUGCUAAAUGUCUUUUAAUAAAAAUUUUAAUUAUCC
Molecule: messenger RNA, 603 nt
Organism: Drosophila melanogaster (fruit fly)
Lineage: Eukaryota; Metazoa; Arthropoda; Insecta; Diptera; Drosophilidae
Exons: 2
Coding region: 3-545 (180 amino acids)
Molecular function (GO): carbohydrate binding
Source: RefSeq, marked reviewed